This is a messenger RNA of Odocoileus virginianus texanus, 585 nucleotides long. The record is from RefSeq and is a predicted model, not a curated record. NCBI's taxonomy places the organism in Eukaryota, Metazoa, Chordata, Mammalia, Artiodactyla, Cervidae.
AUGUACCUGACCACUGUGCUUGGAAACCUGCUCAUCAUCCUGGCCGUGUGCUCAGACUCCCAUCUCCACACCCCCAUGUACUUCUUCCUCUCCAACCUGUCCUUUGUAGACAUCUGCUUCACCUCCACCACCGUCCCAAAGAUGCUGUGGAACAUCCAGACACAGAGCAAAGUUAUAACUUAUGAAGUCUGCAUCACACAGAUGUAUUUUUUUGUACUCUUUGCAGUGUUAGACAACUUCCUCCUGACCGUGAUGGCCUACGACCGCUUUGUGGCCAUCUGUCACCCCCUGCACUACACGGUCAUCAUGAGCCCCCGGCUCUGUGCACUGCUGGUUCUGGUGUCCUGGAUCCUGAUAGUCUCCUUAUUUUAUUGUACGAGCUUAAGAGUGUAUAUGAGCUCUGCUUCUACCCACAGUUCCCAUUCAAAUGCAAAAGCCUCAGUGAUGUACACUGUGGUCACACCCAUGCUGAACCCCUUCAUCUACAGUCUGAGGAACAAAGACAUAAAGAGGGCUCUGAAAAUGUUCUUGGGGAGGGCAACUCUAAAAGGACAUGUGGUCCUAAGGCUUAAGAAGUGCCCGUGA